GAAUGAAGAAAGGAAAAUGGAUUGAAUUUGGUCAUAAAUUUCUAAAGUAAUAAGUUGAUAUUUCCUAAAAAGUGAGAUACUUUAGGAGUUUAAAUAAAAAUGAUGAAAAUAAUUUUAGAUUUUAUUUGAAUAUUUAGAGUUUAUGGUUUAAAUGAUGAUCAAAAAUAAAAAACCAAUAGCUUGAGGUUUGGAAUAUUAUAAUAAAAUAUUAAUAAUUGUAUGGAAGUAUGAAAAUGAAAUGAAGCAAGAAAUUAGGAAUAAAAUAAGUUAAUGUGAAUUGUAUAUAAAAAUGAAUUAUUGAAUAAAAUUAGAUGGAAAUGUAAAAAUAAAGAAAAG
This is a messenger RNA of Paramecium sonneborni, 336 nucleotides long. The record is from the annotation of a GenBank genome assembly. NCBI's taxonomy places the organism in Eukaryota, Ciliophora, Oligohymenophorea, Peniculida, Parameciidae.